Aedes aegypti (yellow fever mosquito) is the source of this 2073-nucleotide messenger RNA. RefSeq names its product augmin complex subunit dgt5 (gene dgt5). The record is from RefSeq and is a predicted model, not a curated record. The transcript has 4 exons. Lineage: Eukaryota; Metazoa; Arthropoda; Insecta; Diptera; Culicidae. Bases 103 to 2004 code for a protein of 633 amino acids.
GUCAGAAUGAUGUCGGUUAGUUGUUUUGAUUGAACCGCGAUCAGUUCGGUUAAAAAUAGUGGAACAGAAAAUCGUAAAUUUUCGUAAAAUAAAUCCAUCAAAAUGUCUCUAACCGAUGAAAUUGUGCGCUUCAAGCUGUGGGCUACUAAAAUGGGAUGUCCACUGGAAAAGAUUCCUUCCGACGAUUCGUUAAAAAAAUGCAUUCGCGGCAAGCAGAGUAUCCUUUUCCAGCAGAUCGUGUCCGGAAUACUUCCGAAGCAGGAGAUAGCCACAAUGCGAAACAACGUCCUGGCAGCCAAACUCAAGCAAUAUCAAGCCCUAGGCGGCGUGAUUGCGAAAUCGAAAAUGUUCCAAAUGCCCGAUGAGCUACAACGAUAUGAGAAAGUGGAGAGGUUGAAAGACAAAUGUGCAGAAACAAGAACCAGGAUUCUGAGAUCGAAGGCAACGAUGGAAGCGCUAACGGAUAAAAUCAAUGAAAAAAAUAUCCAGAAGGUUCAAACCAACACGAAGCUGGGUGAAACUACAGAUAAGCUUGCUUUAUACAAAGCAAUGGAUAAUUCUCUGCUAAAGGAAUCCGAGAAAGAAAUUGAAAUCAAACAUUUAAUUGAACGAUCAAUGCCGGUUAGAGCAUCGGAGUCGCCCAAAAUCAAAUCUGACGCCGAGGAAGCUGUUCAAACAUGCUUGAAAUAUUUGGAGGAUUUUUACUCAAAGUUUUCUGAGCUAAAACAGGAAGGCAGCAAACAAGCACAGCAGAAGCUUUGGUCUAACAUUAGAUCAGCACUGAAAGGCAUUCCCAAUCAUCUUCUGUGGAGCGUCGUAAUGGAAAUGAAAGAAAGACAACUUGCGGAAAUAUCACAGGCCGAUUCGCAGCAAAAUGAUCACGAGAAGGAUAACGCUUUAUCCGCACAGGAUGUGCUGCAGAUCAACAUGGCUAAACUUUGCGGCUCUCACGUCAAUUUGUUCAUUGACGUGGUUGCAAUGAAAAGAGCAAUUCAAAUGAUGAAGGAUGACUACCUGGCAAAGUAUACUCCAUUCGCGCAAAUGUUGGAAACUAAAAUGAAUCUAUUGAAUAUGAUGGAUGACGAAGCUGAAGAAAUACUGGAAGAUUACAUGUUUCAGUCUACAUCCAAGGAUUACAAUCAGGGACAGCUUGAUUUCCUAAGCAAAGAAAUCGAGCGUAAGAAACAAGAAAUCAAAAUUCAAUCUUCCAAACUGGAAAAUCAUGAACAACUUCUGGCUCAGCUAAGAGAUAUUUAUGGAGAAAUUGAUACUUGCUCCGAGCGAAUACAAGAGGAAAUUCAACAACUAAAUCAAAUUAAGGAAAAAAUCUCAUAUUUCAAAAGAUAUAGUCGUUACACGGUUCACAAUAUGCGACAGAAGACAACGAAUCUGUCCAUAAACAUGCCUGAUCAAACAAUCAAUUUAACAAAGCUUGAAGGCAACACUCUCACAAACAUUCCUGCGUAUGCCCCAGCAAAUCUACCGCCGUACAGCACCGAAUUAUCAACAUUUGCGGAAAUCCUAUUCCACAAGUUCUACAGGUACAACAAAUCAUUCCUGCUCUCGCUCAAAACGAACAUUUGCCUGUCCGUUGGAAACGAUUCCAGUGCGUUGAUGUCUUUCCUACCGAACUGCUUUUCAUCCGCCGAGACUUCCAUCCACCAAAUGCGGUCUUUGAUCAAGUUCGACGAAUUCAUUCGCACAUUUGUCCUGGACUUGAAACCUGAAUUAGACACGGUUGUAGUGGACGAGGCGUACUAUCAUCAGUUGUGGAAAGCCAACCAUGAAAAGAUAUGCCAACAUUUGGACGAGAUUGAAGCAAUUGCGACCAAUACACAGCAAGUGAUUGAGAAGGGAAGAGUUUACUACAACUUCGUGCUGGCAAAUCCUCUGCGAAAGUACGUUCCACCUAAGAAGCUGUUCAACGGGCGGAACUAUCGCGAAUAUGAGAAUGAAUAUUUGAUGUACUAUCGGAUGAUUCAUGGGCCGAUUGCGGGGCAAUGAUACAGUGUUAAGAAGAAUGAUGAAUUGUCAAAUAAAAAUUCUGUUUUGCUAUCACAAAUAUUUGAUAAA